Magallana angulata is the source of this 2697-nucleotide messenger RNA. RefSeq lists its product as uncharacterized. The record is from RefSeq and is a predicted model, not a curated record. The transcript has 3 exons. The coding region runs from base 248 to 1378 and encodes 376 amino acids. NCBI's taxonomy places the organism in Eukaryota, Metazoa, Mollusca, Bivalvia, Ostreida, Ostreidae.
AGGUGACACCCGUACCCCCAAGGAUCCGGACUAGGCUAGAUAACACACCUCGUAGUUUGGGCGCUAGGCGCCGUUUUAUCUUAUUAUCAGAGACAUAAAUGUUAUUUAUGUCUCUGUUAUUAUAUAAUGCAGUCGGGAUCGGCCUUUCCCAAAAAUAGUCGAUAUAAAUACGCUAAAAACUGUUAUUUGCAGGUAGCUCCACUAAAGCCAUCUGCCCUUGUGACACAUUCUAAAAAUUUCCUCAACAAUGUCGUAUCUGAGUGCACCGUUGGAAAGACUAGAAAUGGAUCUUUUCUUUGGUUUGUCGUCAUUAAAGCUGAAACUUUGCGAUGCAGGUGUCAGGGAAGCAAUAUGCUUUUCCGAGGCAUGCGUGCAUGCUGCUAAGAUGUCAAAGACGGUGUACGCCUUCACCGAGAUUUUUGGCAAUGGACAUCAGAUGCUUCUGGAUUGCAUCAAACAGGACGGGAGUGAUCACCAUUUACUACAAAAACUAAUCUCCUACACUUCGAAUUUGAAAGAAGCAACCAGAGCACUGCAUAAUGUAUCUGGAGGAUCAAAAAGGAAAGAAAGUGAGACAGAGUGGGCAGCAAGACUUGCUGUCCAUUUUUUUUCACCAUUAUCAUUGGUCCAGGACUAUAUUCUAGACAGUUGUAGCAACCAUAAAGUCUUGGAGUGUCCAUGCUCCUGCAAAUCGCUAAUAAAGUAUGGUGACACAUCAAUUGGUCAUCCCAAAACAUGGUUUGGACUUUUUGACAUAGUGAUUGGAAAAGCUUUAAGCCCUCUUGAAACUGAAGUACACAUAGCAGCUACUGUAAUUCCUGAGGAGCCUGUUGAAGAGUCUGAGUCAAUACUUGAAAGUUCAGAAGAUAACCUCUCACAAAAUGAGGUUAAGUUCAAAAGCCUUGAACAGUUUUUUCCACAAAUUGCCUCUCAAAGCUUAGUUUUUUCAUUCUAUCAGAAAAAAUGCAAUUCGGCUAUUAGUAUUGUGCCAUAUAUUGCAGUGAGCAAAACUCAUGUGCAGUUUCAUUUUUAUGACUGUGAGAAGGACCUUUAUAUUUUGAGUCAGGAAAUGCCGUUGUUUUCUCAUGAUGACACUGAAUUAUUUCUGGAAACAGUUAUUGCAACAUGGUUAGUUUUAAACUAUAGAUAUCUGUUGUCUGGACCUACAGAGGGAAUGGUUAAGGGUGAAAAGUUUGGUUUUCAUUCAAAUGUUUCAGAUGAAGUAUUGAAUUUGUACAGAAAUGAAAUCAAAAUGGGUAUAACUGAGCUAAAAACUGAAAAUUUGGAUAUAUGGAAUGGAUAUUUUGAUCAGGGUGUUACAUUUGAUGCAAGUGACACCUUAAAACGAAAAAAGAAUAUGAAAAUGCAGCAGAGUUGAAAUUUGAAAAUUUUCAACUCUGCUGCAUUUUCAAGUGAACUUUUCAGAUCACCCGUUGUCUGUCGUCCCUCUGUCCAUCUGUAAAAUGUUCACAUUUAUAGGUCUUACUAUACUUACUAUACUUAACCAAAUUUCGUACAAAUUAUCCUUAUGGAAAGAGAAUUUUGAAUUGGUAAAACAAAGGGCACAACUUUUUUUAAAAGGGAGAUACUUGCAAAACAGUGAAAAAGCCUAAAAAACCCCACUGCACUAGGAAUGCCAAUAUUUACAGCAAGGCUUGUAUAGAUAGUGUAGAUUCUAAAUUGUGAAAAGUGUGACCCCAGGACUAAUACUUGGGUCCCAAGAGGGGUUCAAAGUUUAACAUGAAAGUAUAUAGAGAUGAUGUUAAAAAUCUUCUUCCGAAGAGCUACAAUGCAACUAUUUGUGAGAUUACUAUGCAAGCAUCCUCAAAUAAUGUAGAUUUUAUUUGUUAAAAUAGUGACCCCAGAACUAAUACUGGGACCCCAAGAGAGUUUUAAGGUUUGAUAUAAAAAUAUUUAGUAUAUACAGUAGAGGUGAAAAGUUUAUCAUAGAAAUAGAUAGGAGAAAGUUUAAAUAUGUAAUUCCCAAGAACAACAAUGUUACAAUUUUUGAGAUUACUGUGCAAGCAUCCGCAAAAAAUGUAGAUUCUAAAUUGUUAAAAUAGUGACUCCCAAACUAAUAAAAUUACAGGAAAAAUGUUAAAAAAUCUUCUCAAGAACUACAAUGCGAGCAUUCUUAGGAAAGGUAGAUUCUUAAUUGUUUAAAAAGUGACCCCGUGUCUAAUACUGGGGCCCCAAGAGAAGUUCAAUGUUUAACUUCGAAAUAUAUGGGGAAAAUAUUUAAAAACUAAAAUAAAAUGAUUCAAUGAACUGUUGUUCAAGUGAGCGAUGUGGCUCAAACUUCCCAGAUAGUGUUUUCUUAGGAAGAGGAUGUGCAGUGACCUUGAACCUUGAAUCAAUUUCAAGAUCAAAGGUCAAACUCUUGGGAGAAGAAUUGUAUAGCUAUCUUAAGCUUAAUCAUACCAUUCGUUGCCAAUGAAUUAUUGGCGUGGAGUGACCAUUGAAUCAAAUUUUGUUAUUCUGUGGGUAGAACAAAACUAGCAAAACUUUUUUUCAGUUAAAAUAGUCUCUUUCAAAAUUAACCUUUUUGUGCUACAUACAUACAUUGUAAUACUUUAGAUUUUAAUGUCAUUUGCUAAAAGCGGGGCCAUUCAACGAAGUCUAGUUACUUUAUAUAUUGUUUACAUUUGGAAAAUGAAAAAAAUUAAAAGUCAAAUAAAUAAAUUAUUUUUACGUACA